AUGGCGCCCCCGUCGUCGAAUCGCGCGCUUCGCGUCGUCGCGCGCGCGUUCGUGGGCGCGUACUACCGCGACCUGAACGACGCGCCCGAUCGCGUCGCGCGGUACUACACCGAGGACUCCGUCUUCGCGCUCGAGGACGGGACGACGCCGAGGAAAGAGAGGAGGAAGCGCGCGGCCGGCGCGUCGUCGUCGUCGUGA
Micromonas pusilla CCMP1545 is the source of this 198-nucleotide messenger RNA. RefSeq lists its product as uncharacterized. The record is from RefSeq and is a predicted model, not a curated record. Lineage: Eukaryota; Viridiplantae; Chlorophyta; Mamiellophyceae; Mamiellales; Mamiellaceae. The transcript has a single exon. Bases 1 to 198 code for a protein of 65 amino acids.